UUAAAGCCGCAACCGCCGCACAGUCCGGCAGACAGACCGAGCCGCCGAACCUUGGACCGGGACCGCGCUCAGUGCCCGCCUCAGUGCCGCCUCAGUCCGGAUGGAGCUGCGGGGUUCGCGCCGCUCCUGACCCGGCUCGGUUUGACCUAACGGAACCAUAAGUUCGGUUCGGCCGUCCUCCCCGUCCCGCAGCAGGCCGUCGUCUCCUCCGUGACUCGCAGGUCCCAUGCGAUUCUUCAGACUCACAUUCAAGUGCUUCGUGGAUUGUUUUUGAAGGUCGCGGUUCGGCUGCGGUUCGGUUCGUUUUUCUCUUCAGUUCAACAUUUUUAUUUUUAUUUGACAGAAAGAAAAAUCUAAAUUAUUUGUAAAACAUUUCGAAUUUUUGACCAUUUUUAAAUUUAAGUAAAUAAACUGAAGUCCUAAAUUAAAAGAGAGGAGAGGGUCCGGAGCAGACCGAACUGGACCGGCUCUGGUUCUGACUGGUUGGUGGGACUCUGACCUGGAGCUGGACUGGGAUUACUGGGGUGUUACUGGUUCUGACCCGGCAUCAGAGGGAAACUGAUCGAUUCGGUCUCGGUUCUAAAGCUAAAGAGCUGCAGAGUGAAAAAAAGACAACCGGACUGGUUCUGACCGGGUUCUGAUUGGGUCUGAUUGGGUUUUGCUGCUGGUUCUGAUUGGGUUCUGAGUGGUUCUGAUUGGGUUCUGAGUGGUUCUGAUUGGGUUCUGAUUGGGUUCUGAGUGGUUCUGAUUGGGUUCUGAUUGGAUUCUGAGUGGUUGUGAUUGGGUCUGAUCGGGUUUUGCAGCUGGUGCUGAGUGGUUCUGAUCGGGUUCUGACUGAUAUUCUGUUACAGAAUCUAAGUGGUUGAGGUUCUGACAGACUGGACCUUAGAACCUGUACUGGUUCCUGACUGGUUAGUUAAGUUCUGACCGAGUUCUGUCUAAGAUGGAGAAACCGGCCCGGCCCGCCUCGUCCUGCUCUGUGGUUCUGGUGGAGGAGACCAAGAGGAACCCGCUCCUCCUGUCCAGCGGCUUCGCCACCGCCAACGGGUCCCUCGCCGGCGGAGGCGUGGCCGGCGGUACCGGUCAGGAUAAAAGAGGGGGCGGGGCCAUCGGGACGGGUCCGGGGUACCAGGAGCGUGAGACUUGGACCCGGCAGAUGGACUUCAUCAUGUCCUGCGUGGGAUUCGCUGUCGGACUCGGAAACGUGUGGCGGUUCCCCUACCUGUGCUACAAGAACGGAGGAGGCGUCUUCUUGAUCCCGUAUCUGCUGAUCGUUUUCGUGGGAGGAAUCCCGAUUUUCUUCCUGGAGAUCGCCCUCGGUCAGUUCAUGAAGGCCGGCAGCAUCAACGUGUGGAACAUCGCUCCACUGUUCAAAGGUCUGGGCUACGCCUCCAUGGUCAUCGUGUUUUUCUGCAACACUUACUACAUCAUGGUUCUGACCUGGGGCUUCUACUACCUGAUCAAGUCCUUUAGCUCCGCCCUCCCCUGGUCCACCUGUGACAACGAAUGGAACACGCCCAACUGCCUGGAGACCUUCCACCACCUGCACUGCAGCAACGCCAGCCUGGCCAACGUCACCGUGGGCGGAGCCAACCUGACAUGCGCCGACCUGGCCGACGCCCGCUCGCCCAUCAUCGAGUUCUGGGAGAACAAAGUGCUGAACAUCUCGUCCGGACUGGACCAACCGGGUCGGAUCAACUGGGAGCUGAUGCUGUGUCUGAUGGCCGUCUGGGUUCUGGUUUACUUCUGCGUCUGGAAAGGAGUCAAGUCCACCGGCAAGAUCGUUUACUUCACAGCAACCUUUCCCUACGUGGUUCUCAUCAUCCUGCUGGUGCGAGGCGUCACGCUGCCUGGAGCUUACAACGGCAUCAUGUACUACAUCAAACCGGACUGGUCCAAACUGGGGGAGGCUCAGGUGUGGAUAGACGCCGGCACGCAGAUCUUCUUCUCCUACGCCAUCGGACUGGGAGCGCUGACCGCUCUAGGAAGCUACAACCGCUUCAACAACGACUGCUACAAGGACGCCUUCGUCCUGGCGCUCAUCAACAGCGGCACCAGCUUUUUUUCUGGCUUCGUGGUUUUUUCCAUCCUGGGCUUCAUGGCGGCUGAGCAGGGAGUCGACGUCUCCCAGGUGGCUGAAUCAGGUCCAGGUCUGGCCUUCAUUGCGUAUCCAAAGGCGGUCAGUCUGAUGCCGGUGGCUCCGCUCUGGGCGGCGCUCUUCUUCUUCAUGUUGCUGCUGCUUGGACUCGACAGUCAGUUUGUCGGGGUGGAGGGAUUCGUCACGGGGAUUCUGGACCUGUUUCCUGGGAAAUAUUACCACCGCUACAAACGUGAGAUCGCCGUGGCGAUCUGCUGUUUACUGUGCUUCAUCAUUGACCUCUCCAUGGUGACGCAGGGAGGAAUGUACGUCUUCCAGUUGUUUGACUAUUACUCAGCCAGUGGCAUGACGCUGCUGUGGCAGUCGUUCUGGGAAUGUAUUGUAGUUGCCUGGGUCUACGGUGCGGACCGGUUCAUGGAUGACGUGGCCCGUAUGAUCGGCUACCGGCCGUUCCCCUGGAUGAAGUGGUGCUGGUCGUUCAUCACGCCGUGCGUCUGCAUGGGCAUCUUCCUGUUCCACCUGGUUAACUACAAGCCGCUGACCUACAACACGGUGUACGUGUACCCGUGGUGGGGCGAGGUGAUCGGCUGGUGCCUGGCUCUGUCCUCCAUGCUCUGCAUCCCCGUCAGCCUCCUCUACAAGUUCUUCAGAGCCAAAGGAACCAUCAAAGAGGUCAGUCAGGAUGGAGAAGAACCAAGAAAACACGAGAACUCUUCCGUUACAGAAGAUAGCAUCUCAAACUUGCGCUGGGCCCACCUGACCAGUCCCGUGUGGGGCCCACACCACCUGGAGUACAUGGCCCCUGACAUCGGGCCCCUGAGCUCGCUGACACCCGGUUCUGAUGACAACAAGGUCAUCAUCUUUGAGAGCGUCAUGUAGACCGGACCUGCCCACCCCUCCCAAGACAAGAUGGCCGACCUCCACCCUCACCUCCCACCGCUUUCUGCGCAGGGCAUCAUGAAUGAGCUGGACUCUGAUUGGUCCCCACAGCAACCAAAGCUUUUUCCAGGUUCCCUUGGGACUUCUGGUUCUGUUGGGUUCUGGUGCUCCUGAUUUAGGAUGAAAGGCGGAUCAUGACGAUCCCAAACAACUCGUCUUCCAGUGAAGGCCACAGGGUCAGUUUAGUCUUGGGUCGGAUAGACGGUCACCACAAACCUGAACCAGACAAACAGCCAUGAUGGACUCACUGUCAGCCAGAACUUUCAGCCGACAGAGUUUGGAUCGUUGCUGUUUGUCAGGACAGACAGAGUUCUAGACAGAAGCACCGACUGGUUCCCUUCAGGUUCUGUGAUCAGAUUUCCAGCCAUCUGUUCUCAUCCGAGUGCCAAAAGGUUCUGAUGUCAGAACUGGGCUGCUGCCAGCGACCCGGUUCCUCUGCCUCGUCAACGCUGCGGUCCAGUUGGUUCUGCCCAUCUUCGUUGGGUUUCAUCCCGCUUCCUCUCUUUCUCCUCUUGUUAGCAGAAGAUUAAAAUGCUUUACUGGUUCUGUCCAUAAACCCAUCAGAAUUGGUAACCGGGUCAGAAGGAGAGUCGUUUUGAUCCGAAUGUUGUCCGGAAACCUGAAGAGAGCCGGCGGACUGACGGCGUUACCGAGCGUUGCCUUAUGUUGUUGUCUCACCUUUAGAGUUCAAACGGUUGACCUGUGACCUCUUGUCUGCUGUCGGUGGGCGUGUCUAAGACUCUGUCUCCUAGCAAACAGUUAGCAUCCCGCCGCUGCCGGGAAACGAGCAUCCAAAUGUGGGAAAACCAGAUCCGUUUGCACGUUGUUGUGAAAUAAUGAAAAAAAUCAGUUUUUGUUUUUGUAAAAUAAACAGAAGUUUAUUUUUUGGAGGCUUUUAUUUUGAUGAAGAAAUCUCUAUAUUGAAUCUUUGAGCUAUAUCUGAUGCAGUACUCACUAUGAUGAUUUUUGGCUGAUUGUUCACGUUCGGUCGGCGAACACGAUCCACCGCUUCAGUCCUACCUCACUUCUCUUUCAGACUUUCAAAAUAAAACACAUGAGGGUUUGUUUUUUUUUAGCCGAUGUUUGCGGUCUGUGGGAGUCGGAAGAAUCAGAACCCGCUGCUGGUUCUGAUUCUUCAGCGGGUCGUAAAUCCCAAACAGGAAACAGGAAACCCAUAUGGUGCUGCGGCGGCUGACGUGAACAAGCAGCAAAGGCCGGUGCUUUUAUUGUGGCAGGUUUGCUGCGAUGCAGUGAUUUAUGAAAGGGAAACCUGUCCUUUAUUUUAACGUUCAAAGUGCUAAAGCGUUUCCAUAGUUUUAGCUUCAGGUGACCUUCUGUGUUUUUCCCUCAGACGUCCCGCGGCUCACAUCACUUCAUCUGCUUGACGUCGGCUCCGUUUUCAGUUUGACCAUGAAAUGAAUCUUCAGUCCUGCUGUUCUGCUAACCUGAAACCUGAAUGUUACCAGAAAAAAGUCCGAAACAUUCAGCAUCAAACUGAGCAGAUUUCAGCGACAGGUUGAUUUAGGCUAAAAACUUUAUCAAACAAUUAUAAAAGCUGAUCAACUACAACAAGGAGAUGUUUGGUUCCCAAUCAUGCAAACUUUCUCAUUAUUUAAAUCUGAGAUCAGUUUGAUCAAUUCAAUUUCAUACUCUGUCUUUUUCAGGUCAACAUGUUCUUCCAAGCAAAAUCACAAGGAAAAUAAUAAAAAGGUACAUUUUUAUGGCCAGUCACGGUCAUCUUGGAGUUUCCUGAUGGAGCAAACAAAAACCUGAUUAGUAAUUUAGGAUCAAAAUUUGAAUUUGAACUUUCUUUGCUAUCAUAGAAAAGAGUAAAUCAUCUGCAUAGAAAUGUAGAAAACUGAGCUUAGAACGGACAAUUUAAUGUUGCUUCAACCUACAGAGAAUACCCAGAUAUAUAUCAUCCAGAUUAAACCUGGAGAAAUUAACUGAAAAAAUAACUAUACGUAAAGAUGCAUCAGCUACUUUUAAGCACUGAAGAAAAAUGAACAAUGCUCAAGUUAUUAGUUUCAGUUGGAUGUAUUAAAAUAUCUGAGAUAUUGGCUCAAUGUACAUGACAUUAAAACCCAGAUGAGAAGAUCCUUCUUUGCAUUAAUUGGACUAAUCUGCAGCUGUGCUUUUAACUCAUCAUUUUGUGAAAAACGUUGUACGUUUAAAGCUGAAUAUGUUUAAUUUCUUCAGUCUGUGUGGGUCUGGAUUGGAGCCUGGAGGAAAAACUUCUUAAAUCUGCAGCCAUGUUUAAAUGUUAUUUUUCAUCUGCCAAAAACCUGCUGACCGAAUCUGAACCGAGACCCGGAGCGGAGCAAUCACAUUUUCACUCCACAAAUUUAACCAGAUUCUUCUAAAUUAGUUUUUUUAUGGAUCUGUGUCAAAAUUUAAACGCCUGGUCUGAAGAACCGGUCGGUCCCAAACCAAGGAACUGGAUCCAGUCGGAGCUGAAACUCUGAUCCAGGACAGGGAUGUGGGAAAAAGCAGCCAGAGCUGAACAGAAAACAGAUUUAUUAUCUGGUGUCAAAGAUUAAUUUCAGAUGACCCGAAUGAGACAAAAAGAAAUUUGGUCCAAAAUCAAAGGGAGCCAAAUGGGUUCAGUCCGGUCGGUCCGGUCCGGUUUCAUCUCAGAUUCUGUCAGUAAACUUCAGUUUGCCAAGUUGUUGAGGGGAGCGUCGGCUUUCCAGAAACUUCCCUGCUGUUCUCUGAGCAGAUAAAAUUUGUAUUUUGAUUUUCUGUCAGAAAGAAAUGUUUAAAAUGGGACUGAAAAAAACUAGCGAAGGUUGGAAACAUAAUAGAAAGAGAGGAUGUUUGAUUUCUUUAACACAACGCGAAAAAGCCCAAAAGUGCGGCAGAAUAAUCAAAGCUGGC
Molecule: messenger RNA, 5914 nt
Organism: Poecilia latipinna (sailfin molly)
Lineage: Eukaryota; Metazoa; Chordata; Actinopteri; Cyprinodontiformes; Poeciliidae
Product: sodium- and chloride-dependent creatine transporter 1-like
Exons: 13
Coding region: 944-2977 (677 amino acids)
Biological process (GO): sodium ion transmembrane transport; amino acid transport; nitrogen compound transport
Cellular component (GO): plasma membrane
Molecular function (GO): gamma-aminobutyric acid:sodium:chloride symporter activity
Source: RefSeq, a predicted model, not a curated record